Homo sapiens (human) is the source of this 3543-nucleotide messenger RNA. It is a transcript of the gene DUOXA1, whose product is annotated as dual oxidase maturation factor 1. The record is from RefSeq and is a predicted model, not a curated record. NCBI's taxonomy places the organism in Eukaryota, Metazoa, Chordata, Mammalia, Primates, Hominidae. Gene Ontology annotation, cellular component: NADPH oxidase complex; membrane; endoplasmic reticulum membrane. The coding region runs from base 772 to 1803 and encodes 343 amino acids. The transcript has 8 exons. Gene Ontology annotation, biological process: protein transport; hydrogen peroxide biosynthetic process.
GUGCUUCCAGCGGACGGCAGCGCGCGAGGUGAGACGGCGAGGGCUCCCGGGGCGCAGGUAGAGAUGUUCCGUCGGUGCCGAAGGCCCGGCUAGUGCGGUUGUGUGGACGGCGAAAAAAGCAAGUCCGCCUUCACAAGUCCCAUGGGGCUGGGGAGAGGGUGGGAGGCGGAGAGGGUAUGGGGAGGGGAGACUCUCCUCAGAUCCUCUCGACACCGUCGGGUCUGGGCUCCAAGUCCAAGGCCAUCGAUCACCUGCCACCCACAGACCAGGCCAGGCGUCAAAGCAAGUCACCCAUCCGACCUAAACCCCUCUAAGACCCCGGAGUCACGUCUCCCUCCGGGGAUCCUCGUGAGGUCUUGGGGGUCCCACCGCCCUGCGAGCCGCGCCCGCGCCCCGCCAGACCCGGAACUGCGUCGCUAGCCCUUCUCUGUACCAGGCCGGGAGAGGGAGGCGGCGCCGCAGAGCCUCGGGUGCAGUCUGAGAAGUUUGGGAGUGACUUGAAGAGUGACUGGAAGCACCCCAGACCCGGUUUGUCCGGUCACAGCCGGGUCCUUACGUGAGUUAGGAGAGGAGUGGGGGUCGGACGGGAGCCCCACUGAGAGUAAGGGCGCGCGUUUGUUCACAGAACGUCGGGACCUGGUUCCCUCUUUAAUCACACCCCCGGGGGCGCUUCGUGUGAGGUUCCACGGGGGAAGGCGAGAGGCGCAGGCUGCCACACACGCACUGUUUGGAAGAGGGGAAGCAUUGCCCCCCCUGCACCACCUCACCAAGAUGGCUACUUUGGGACACACAUUCCCCUUCUAUGCUGGCCCCAAGCCAACCUUCCCGAUGGACACCACUUUGGCCAGCAUCAUCAUGAUCUUUCUGACUGCACUGGCCACGUUCAUCGUCAUCCUGCCUGGCAUUCGGGGAAAGACGAGGCUGUUCUGGCUGCUUCGGGUGGUGACCAGCUUAUUCAUCGGGGCUGCAAUCCUGGCUGUGAAUUUCAGUUCUGAGUGGUCUGUGGGCCAGGUCAGCACCAACACAUCAUACAAGGCCUUCAGUUCUGAGUGGAUCAGCGCUGAUAUUGGGCUGCAGGUCGGGCUGGGUGGAGUCAACAUCACACUCACAGGGACCCCCGUGCAGCAGCUGAAUGAGACCAUCAAUUACAACGAGGAGUUCACCUGGCGCCUGGGUGAGAACUAUGCUGAGGAGUAUGCAAAGGCUCUGGAGAAGGGGCUGCCAGACCCUGUGUUGUACCUAGCUGAGAAGUUCACUCCAAGAAGCCCAUGUGGCCUAUACCGCCAGUACCGCCUGGCGGGACACUACACCUCAGCCAUGCUAUGGGUGGCAUUCCUCUGCUGGCUGCUGGCCAAUGUGAUGCUCUCCAUGCCUGUGCUGGUAUAUGGUGGCUACAUGCUAUUGGCCACGGGCAUCUUCCAGCUGUUGGCUCUGCUCUUCUUCUCCAUGGCCACAUCACUCACCUCACCCUGUCCCCUGCACCUGGGCGCUUCUGUGCUGCAUACUCACCAUGGGCCUGCCUUCUGGAUCACAUUGACCACAGGACUGCUGUGUGUGCUGCUGGGCCUGGCUAUGGCGGUGGCCCACAGGAUGCAGCCUCACAGGCUGAAGGCUUUCUUCAACCAGAGUGUGGAUGAAGACCCCAUGCUGGAGUGGAGUCCUGAGGAAGGUGGACUCCUGAGCCCCCGCUACCGGUCCAUGGCUGACAGUCCCAAGUCCCAGGACAUUCCCCUGUCAGAGGCUUCCUCCACCAAGGCAUACUGUAAGGAGGCACACCCCAAAGAUCCUGAUUGUGCUUUAUAACAUUCCUCCCCGUGGAGGCCACCUGGACUUCCAGUCUGGCUCCAAACCUCAUUGGCGCCCCAUAAAACCAGCAGAACUGCCCUCAGGGUGGCUGUUACCAGACACCCAGCACCAAUCUACAGACGGAGUAGAAAAAGGAGGCUCUAUAUACUGAUGUUAAAAAACAAAACAAAACAAAAAGCCCUAAGGGACUGAAGAGAUGCUGGGCCUGUCCAUAAAGCCUGUUGCCAUGAUAAGGCCAAGCAGGGGCUAGCUUAUCUGCACAGCAACCCAGCCUUUCCGUGCUGCCUUGCCUCUUCAAGAUGCUAUUCACUGAAACCUAACUUCACCCCCAUAACACCAGCAGGGUGGGGGUUACAUAUGAUUCUCCUAUGGUUUCCUCUCAUCCCUCGGCACCUCUUGUUUUCCUUUUUCCUGGGUUCCUUUUGUUCUUCCUUUACUUCUCCAGCUUGUGUGGCCUUUUGGUACAAUGAAAGACAGCACUGGAAAGGAGGGGAAACCAAACUUCUCAUCCUAGGUCUAACAUUAACCAACUAUGCCACAUUCUCUUUGAGCUUCAGUUCCCAAAUUUGCUACAUAAGAUUGCAAGACUUGCCAAGAAUCUUGGGAUUUAUCUUUCUAUGCCUUGCUGACACCUACCUUGGCCCUCAAACACCACCUCACAAGAAGCCAGGUGGGAAGUUAGGGAAUCAACUCCAAAACGCUAUUCCUUCCCACCCCACUCAGCUGGGCUAGCUGAGUGGCAUCCAGGACGGGGGAGUGGGUGACCUGCCUCAUCACUGCCACCUAACGUCCCCCUGGGGUGGUUCAGAAAGAUGCUAGCUCUGGUAGGGUCCCUCCGGCCUCACUAGAGGGCGCCCCUAUUACUCUGGAGUCGACGCAGAGAAUCAGGUUUCACAGCACUGCGGAGAGUGUACUAGGCUGUCUCCAGCCCAGCGAAGCUCAUGAGGACGUGCGACCCCGGCGCGGAGAAGCCAUGAAAAUUAAUGGGAAAAACAGUUUUUAAAAAACAAAAGAAAAAAAGGUUUAUUUACAGAUCGCCCCAGGAGACUUUCCCUGGUGCCUGCGGAUGUCCGAGGCCUCGCGCCAGCAGCGCUCAGUGCCCUUCCUGGAGCUCUCCUGGCCCAGGCCUGGCGGGCACUGCUUCCCGGCCUGCGAUGUCCCAAGGCGGGGAAGGAGUCCAGAUUGGGUCCCCCUCACAGGUUAGUGGUGAUACAUUUUAAGUCUGGGAGAGCGGCCUGCUUGUGCAGUGGGUCGCCGAGGAUAAGAGGUGAGCCCCCUCUCUCCUGGCUGCAGUCCUUGGCGCUUUGGUCCAGAAGGGUGCGAAGAGCGCUGGGCCGAACAUACUGGAGACUCACCACGGCCCCUCCGAGGAAGAGGCACAGGACGCCUGUGGCGGUGGGGAUCGAAAGAAAGGAGGGCAUGUGGAGUCAGGGCUAUGUUGCCCAGGCUGGUCUCGAACUCUGGCCUCAAACGACCUUCCUGCCUCGACCUCCCAAAGUGCUGGGAUUACAGGCGUGAUGCCCGGGCCUUCUUCCAUCUUUUGGAGCCUACCCCUUGUGUUACCUCCCGCCACACACCUCUAAUCUGAAUUACAUGAAACACGGCAAGACACCAAACCCUUCUGAGCCCCCCACUUUUCAUCUGUAAAAUGGUCAUAACAGUGCCUGUUUCUGCGAACUAUUGAGAGGGGCAAAUAGGGUAAUAGAUGUGAAUUCAUUCUGUAAACUGGAAAGUGCA